Myxozyma melibiosi is the source of this 1020-nucleotide messenger RNA. Its product is annotated as S-adenosyl-L-methionine-dependent methyltransferase. Gene Ontology annotation, biological process: rRNA (guanine-N7)-methylation. Gene Ontology annotation, cellular component: nucleolus. Gene Ontology annotation, molecular function: rRNA (guanine) methyltransferase activity. Bases 98 to 904 code for a protein of 268 amino acids. Lineage: Eukaryota; Fungi; Ascomycota; Lipomycetes; Lipomycetales; Lipomycetaceae. The transcript has a single exon. The record is from RefSeq and is a predicted model, not a curated record.
CGAACCUUUUUUUUCGACCAAAAUUUUUGGUCUUUGCUCGUCCUCAGAACCCACCACCACCACCACCUCUUCACUCUCCCUCUGUACACUACUCAGCAUGUCGCGGCCCGAGACAACAGCUCCCCCGGAAGUCUUCUACUCGGAGACCGAGUCCAAGAAAUACACCUCCUCCUCGCGCAUCCAGCACAUCCAAGCCGAGAUGACGCUCCGCGCGCUCGAUCUGCUCGCCCUCGACCCGCACCAGCACAUCCUCGACAUUGGCUGCGGCUCCGGACUUUCGGGCGAGAUCCUCAGCCAGGAAGGCGGGCAUGUCUGGGUCGGCAUGGAUAUCUCGCCGUCGAUGCUGGCGGUCGCGCUCGACAGGGACGUGCCCGGCGAUCUGCUGCUGGCGGAUAUGGGCGCGGGGAUCCCGUUUCGCGCGGGCUCGUUCGACGCCGUGAUUAGUAUCAGCGCGAUCCAGUGGCUGUGCAACGCCGACACAAACACGGCCGACCCGAAGCGGCGGCUGGCGCGGUUCUUUGACACGCUGUACGCGGCGCUGCGCAGGGGAGGGAAAGUCGCAUGCCAGUUCUAUCCGCGCGACGAUAGACAGGUCGAGCAGAUUCUGGGGGCGGCCAAGACUGCGGGAUUCGCUGGCGGUUUGGUGAUUGACGACGAGGACAAGAAGAAGAAUCGGAAGUACUACUUGAUUCUGACGGCGGGGAAUAUCACGACGAACGAUAUCAAUCUCAAGGGCGUCAAGAUCGAUAAGCAGCACGCGGCAAGACGGACGUCGAAGAAGAAUAGGAAGGAGGAAAGUACAAAGGAGUACAUUAAUCGGAAGAAAGAGCUUAUGCGUAAGCGGGGGAAGCUUGUGGCUUUGGACAGUCAGUUUACGGGCCGCAAGAGACGGCCAAAGUUUUGAUGUGUGUUUGUUCAUUGUGAUUUUCGUGUUUGUGUUCAUUGAUAGUUCUUUUCACUCCACUGUUUGUGGACCGGCGUUCGGAGAGUUGUUUUACCAUCUAGUCAGUAGUGGUGGUG